Brassica oleracea var. oleracea is the source of this 864-nucleotide messenger RNA. Its product is annotated as kunitz-type serine protease inhibitor DrTI-like. The transcript has a single exon. Bases 57 to 725 code for a protein of 222 amino acids. Gene Ontology annotation, molecular function: endopeptidase inhibitor activity. The record is from RefSeq and is a predicted model, not a curated record. NCBI's taxonomy places the organism in Eukaryota, Viridiplantae, Streptophyta, Magnoliopsida, Brassicales, Brassicaceae.
UUUGCUCUAUACAACUCAACUCACUCAAACCCCAAAACACACACAAAACAAUCAAAAUGAAGACUUAUUUUCUCGUUAUUACACUCCUGAUGGGUGCAGCUGUCUGCACCCACGGCCUUGAGGAGGUGAAGGACUCCAACGGAAAUCCAGUUAAUGUCGGUGCACAAUACUUCAUCCAGCCGGUUAAGACCGAGAGUAACAACGGCGGUGGUCUUGUUCCAGCCGCCAUUAACAUACUUCCGUUUUGUCCACUUGGCAUUACCCAAACACUUCUUCCGUACCAACCGGGCCUGCCUGUAAGAUUCGCAUAUCAUCCAAACAUUCUCGGCCGAUACACCAUUGACACAUCAUCCGACAUAAUCAUCGGGUUUGUGUCCAACAUCUGGCCUGUAUGCAACGAGUUUUCCAAGUUAUGGGCAGUGGAUGAUUCCUCAUCUGCCAAGGAGCCUGCUAUUAUCAUCGGUGGUAAACUGGAGAGACCAAAUAGCGCGUUUAAGAUAGAAAAGGCUACAGGAGCACACACUUACAAAUUGACCACCUCAUACGGAACCGUUGGAACCACCCCAGGGGCUUGGUUGAGUGCACCACAGCUACUUGUCACCAAUGACGUGGCUAAGACCUUAUACGUCAAGUUCGUGAAGGUUGAUGAUGAUGCUAGUACGGCUACUACUACUACCACUUCUCGUGUUGAGAAGUUAGGUCUAAGGAUGUUCCCAUUCUACUAGUGUCAACAUCAUGUAAUGUGAAAAGCCUGAGACUCGUCCAUGGCUAAGAUAAUGGGUUGAGAUAAAACCCGCAUGCAUGUAUGUGAACUCUGUUUAGUUUCAUAACAAGUCAAAUAAAUCUGUGCUUUUCAGCGUUUUA